Molecule: messenger RNA, 579 nt
Organism: Helobdella robusta
Lineage: Eukaryota; Metazoa; Annelida; Clitellata; Rhynchobdellida; Glossiphoniidae
Exons: 3
Coding region: 1-579 (192 amino acids)
Source: RefSeq, a predicted model, not a curated record
AUGGAGGAGAUUCAGAUGAAAGAAGCCCAGAUAAAUGUUCAGCUUGAGGAUUUAAAACGUUUGAGUAAUGAGGUUGGAACUAUUAAAAAAUCUUCUUCAAGUGAAUUUGCUAAGGUGGAGCAUGUUAAAAAAUGGUCUGAUCUUUUUGCAAAAAAAGUUGAUUUAAUGGCAAAUGACAUUAAGUCAGUUGCCAGUUCAGUUGCUUCCACUGAUUCAAAAAUUAACAUUUGUAAUGAAAGGAAUGCAAGAAAAAAUAACAUCAUUGUCUUCAAUCUUGUGAAAAACAAUCAUUUCUCGAAAGCAAAAGAUAAGGAGAUAAUGUCUGGCCUUUUUAAGGCUUUGCUACCUGAAACUGAUAUUAGUAAGGAGAUAGGAGAUAGAGGAGCUCGUGGUACACAGCAGCCCCACAUUUUGGACUUGGUAAUCACUGAUGUAGUUAUCAUCAAAAACAUAUCCUGUUUGGCAUCAGUGGGAGCGGGUGACCACUCUGUUCUUUCUAUGAAGAUUUGGCUGCAAUUGUUGGGAUUUGUUCAGGUCGUUGAGAAACAGGAUAAGAAAGAUAACAAAAGAUUUACAUAA